This is a messenger RNA of Oryzias latipes (Japanese medaka), 1733 nucleotides long. RefSeq names its product eukaryotic translation initiation factor 5A (gene eif5a). Lineage: Eukaryota; Metazoa; Chordata; Actinopteri; Beloniformes; Adrianichthyidae. The record is from RefSeq and is a predicted model, not a curated record. Gene Ontology annotation, biological process: positive regulation of translational elongation; positive regulation of translational termination. Gene Ontology annotation, molecular function: translation elongation factor activity; ribosome binding; RNA binding.
AAAUACCUAUUAAAGAUGGAGACCCUGGUUGCCAGGUUUUGCGUAGAUCUGGCAUCCCUUUCUGCCUCGCUGCCACCGGAACACAUAAACGCCCCACCUCCUCCCCUCUUCCUCCACAGAUGCUGCAGUAAAGUUGGCCGCGCCUGCGCACUUUUGGUCCUCUUUUUCUUGGAAGCGCCCCAGACCCAUUGCACCAUGGCAGAUCCCGAUCUUGACUUCACGACCGGUGAGUCUGGCGCCUCCGCCACCUACCCCAUGCAGUGCUCUGCCCUGCGUAAGAACGGGUACGUGGUGCUGAAGGGCCGUCCCUGCAAAAUCGUGGAGAUGUCCACCUCCAAGACUGGCAAGCAUGGGCAUGCCAAGGUUAACCUGGUUGGUAUUGACAUCUUCACCAACAAGAAGUAUGAAGAUAUGUGCCCCUCCACCCACAACAUGGAUGUUCCUUCCAUCAAGAGGAUAGACUAUCAGCUGGUUAACAUCAAUGAAAACUACAUGUCCUUGAUGAGCGACAACGGUGACAUCAGAGAGGAUCUGCGUGUUCCCGAAAAUGAAGUUGGCAAGGAAAUUGAAGCAAAGUUUGAAGCGGGUGAAGAAUUCAUGGUCACCGUGAUUUCUGCCAUGGGGGAGGAAUGUGCUGUCGCUACCAAGGUCUUGGCCAGCAAAUAGGGAGAUGGACUUUGCUGCCCGGACAACAAGCACCACCCACAACCAGUCUCUUGUAUUCUCAUUGGUUCUGUCACCAAAGCGUCGGCAUUCACAGACAACCUCAAUCAUUCUGUUGAUUAAUCUUCUCCAUGAUCUUUAUUUUUCUCCCCCCCUCCUCCCUUUUGUUCCUCUUCUGCAUUGCUGUUGGGAAUGUUCCACUGCAGCUCGCUGCGUGGUCCUCUGCCUGAUCACUUUGGCAAAACAUUUACUUUAUAUAAAAACAACUUCAAAAAGAUCCACCAGUUGCUCAUUCCUGCUUAUUUUUUGCCUUUCAAUGUGUUGGAUUUGCCACUCACAUUCCUGAAUGUUGAAAAGACGACGGGAUUCAGCUUUUGUAUAAUUCUCUUUUUUUUAUAUUUAGAUUAAACAUAGCAGGUCUUAAGCCUUUUAGGGGAUCGGGGAGGGGGGCAGUUUGAUGCUCAAAGGCAGCGGGAGGGGAGGGUUGUCCCGGUAGAUGCUGAAUUCUCAUUUAGGUCGUCCCAGAAGCCAGCCUGCUUUCCAGAAAGGUGUUUGCUCUGGAUUCAGUGGGCCAGAAAUCUUGUUUUUUCUCCUGAUCACUUGGAUUUGUGGUGGCUAGCACUUAAAGGCACUUGAGGUCCCCCCCCCCCCUUUACCCCUUUACCCCAAGCAUGUCAAAUUUUCAUCCCCAGGAAAGAGAAGCGUUUUGUUUUUUUUGUUUCCCCUCCUCCCCACAGUAACAGAAACGUCAGCGAUUGGCCCUCGUGAUGCCAGGCUUUCCUCUGUAGAGGUUUGAGGGACAUGGCAGUCACCUGCGCCCCCCCCCCCCUCCCCAUAAAACGCAGAGUGUUCUAUUUUGUUUUAAGAGGCGUGAGUGUGUGUGUAUGAGUGUGUCAGUGUGGGCCUCCGACAUGUGGGGGGGGGGGGGCUUGCAGUGAGGUUUGUUUCGAGGGACUCGACCGGGUUGGAGGGUGGUUAAGUUGCAAACUUUUUGUUCACUCGAGGCCUUUGUCACCUGACUGGAGAUGGGAAAAAAUAAAACGAUGAUACAAAUGGACAAAAAUUGUAAA